This is a messenger RNA of Eubalaena glacialis (North Atlantic right whale), 1450 nucleotides long. RefSeq names its product inhibitor of growth family member 2 (gene ING2). The transcript is spliced from 2 exons. The coding region runs from base 457 to 1299 and encodes 280 amino acids. Gene Ontology annotation, biological process: positive regulation of DNA-templated transcription. Lineage: Eukaryota; Metazoa; Chordata; Mammalia; Artiodactyla; Balaenidae. Gene Ontology annotation, cellular component: nucleus. The record is from RefSeq and is a predicted model, not a curated record.
GGCGGUCCAGUGAGAGACUCUCCGACAGGCACGGAGGGUGAUUGGGAGGAAAGGGGCCAGCGAGAGGCUUGUCAUGGGGAUCCGAGCUACGAGACGGCAUUGGUAGCAUCUGGUGACUCCGAGGGGGACAGGAAGUGUCAACGCCCGGGACCCCGGCGCCAGCUCCGCUGGGGGGAUCCCCGCUGCUCUAGUCCUGGGGAGGGAGGGGGGAAAAGGAGGGAGCCCCGAUCUCGCCCCGCCCCUGGGCUUGUUACCGCGGGGGCGGGGAGUGAGGGCUUCUUUUGCGGGGAGUAGAGAUCGGGGGACUCGGCUGUGCCCUCUCGAGCGGCUGCCGGUGUCCCCGCGGCGCCGGGCUGCCGAGCAGAGGAGCCGCGGCGGCCGUGGCUGUUGCAUGUGUGGCUGCUGGAUGCGGAGGCGGCGGCGGCGGCGGCGGCGAGGAGCAGCAGCGGCGGCAGGAUGUUAGGGCAGCAGCAACAGCAACUCUACUCGUCGGCCGCGCUCCUGACCGGGGAGCGGAGCCGGCUCCUCACCUGCUAUGUGCAGGACUACCUCGAGUGCGUGGAGUCGCUGCCCCACGACAUGCAGAGGAACGUGUCCGUGCUGCGAGAGCUGGACAACAAAUAUCAAGAAACAUUAAAGGAAAUUGAUGAUGUCUAUGAAAAAUAUAAGAAAGAAGAUGAUUCAAACCAGAAAAAACGCCUCCAGCAGCAUCUCCAGAGAGCAUUAAUCAAUAGUCAAGAAUUGGGAGAUGAAAAAAUUCAGAUUGUCACACAGAUGCUCGAAUUGGUGGAAAAUCGGGCAAGGCAAAUGGAGCUACAUUCACAGUGUUUUCAAGAUCCUGCUGAAAGUGAGCGAGCCUCAGAUAAAGCAAAGAUGGAUUCCAGCCAACCAGAACGAUCUUCGAGAAGACCCCGCCGACAGCGAACCAGUGAAAGCCGUGAUCUGUGUCACAUGACGAAUGGGAUUGAAGACUGUGAUGAUCAGCCACCUAAAGAAAAGAAAUCCAAGUCAGCCAAGAAAAAGAAACGUUCCAAGGCCAAGCAGGAAAGGGAAGCUUCACCUGUUGAGUUUGCAAUAGAUCCCAAUGAACCUACAUAUUGUUUAUGUAACCAAGUGUCUUAUGGGGAAAUGAUCGGAUGUGACAAUGAACAGUGUCCAAUUGAAUGGUUUCACUUUUCAUGUGUUUCACUUACCUAUAAACCAAAGGGGAAAUGGUAUUGCCCAAAGUGCAGGGGAGAUAAUGAGAAAACGAUGGACAAAAGUACUGAAAAGACAAAGAAGGAGAGAAGAUCAAGGUAGUAAAGGCCAUCUGCAUUUUAAAGGGUUAUUUGUCUUUUAUAUAAUUCUUUCAGAAUUUACUUUCAGAAAAUGUUUUAGGGUAAAUGCAUAAGACUAUGCAAUAAUUUUUAAUCAUUAGUAUUAAUGGUGUAUUAAAAGUUGUUGUACUUUG